AUGCCGUACGAAUACCUUGAGCCAAAUAAUUCAGCUGUUUUAAAUAAUUCAAAUGGUCAUAAAAGAUCGAGUAAAAAAAGUACGGAUGAUUUAUCUACAAUGACAGCAACUCCUGGGGAGAAAAAGAAGAAAAAUAACAAAACAUUGAAUAAUAAUGGUGAUUUAUCACCGAGAAAAUCAACUCGUGAAAGAAGUCAAGAAAUUGCUGACGUGUCGUUACAUGAAAAUACAUCGGACUAUCCUCUUCUGAAUACGUCUGAUAAUGACGACAAACUAUCGACUCUCUUUAAUACAACAGGUCGUGAAAGAAAUUCCACUGGACCACUAAAACAAUGGCUAUUUGAACAUCAACAUCAUCCAUAUCCAAAAGAAAGUGACAAACAAAUGUUAAUGGAGAAGACAAAAAUGUCAUUAUCGCAAAUUACCGUAUGGUUUACGAAUGCUCGAGUUAAAAUGAGAAAAGAAAAUAAGUUACCCCAUAAUGCUUAUAGUAAAAAACCGAAAAAUAAUGGUCAACAACAGCCACACAAUAUGGAUAAAGAAUCAUCUUUUGAUGAGCUCGAUCGUAGUCUAUCGAAUGAUGAAAGUUAUCCGAUGAGUAAUAGUCUAAUGGAAACAAAUCAUCAUCAUCAAAAUAAUGUUGAACGACAAUUGGCCAAUACACAAAUCGUUUUAGCUUAUACAUGCUUGAAUUUAGAGCAAAUGACGGAAUUGGAACGAUUUUCUACUACAUUUCAUAUUCAUUUGUCUGAUGUUGUCGACGAAAAAACUACGCAUCUAAUUACGGGUGACGAGGCUAGACCAUUAUUAUGUCCGUUAACAAUUAAAGUAUUUCAAGCCAUCGCCAGACAUUUGUUUAUCAUAAGUCAUCGAUGGAUAGUUGAAUGUCUUACAAAAAAUCAACUUGUUGAUGAAACAACAUUUGAAAUAAGAGGUGAUGUUCCUUAUUCUGAUUAUCAUGAUGGUAUGAGAACAUCACGUUUAAUGCGUUAUAAUGACCACGGUGGUUUAUUUAAAAAUUAUAAUUUGUUAAUUGAAUGUGAUGGAUGUCAAAAUAAAAUGUCAAAAAAUGAUCUAAUUGCAUUAAUUAAAUUAUGUAAUGGAAAUGUUAUUGAUUGUUUACCAUCGAAUAAUACAACAAAAACAACGACCGUUAUUUUAUGUGAAAAAUUAACAUAUACAAAUAGUGAACAAUUAAAAUAUUAUGAAAAUUGUAAACAAGCAAAUAUUCAUUUUUUAAGUCCAGAAUGGAUACUCGAAUCAAUUGUACAUUAUAGUAUUCAACCAUAUGAUGAAUAUGAAGAAAAACUUUAG
This is a messenger RNA of Didymodactylos carnosus, 1314 nucleotides long. Lineage: Eukaryota; Metazoa; Rotifera; Eurotatoria; Philodinida; Philodinidae. The record is from the annotation of a GenBank genome assembly.